Capsicum annuum is the source of this 1159-nucleotide messenger RNA. Its product is annotated as alanine aminotransferase 2, mitochondrial-like. Bases 59 to 568 code for a protein of 169 amino acids. NCBI's taxonomy places the organism in Eukaryota, Viridiplantae, Streptophyta, Magnoliopsida, Solanales, Solanaceae. Gene Ontology annotation, biological process: biosynthetic process. Gene Ontology annotation, molecular function: L-alanine:2-oxoglutarate transaminase activity; pyridoxal phosphate binding. The transcript is spliced from 6 exons. The record is from RefSeq and is a predicted model, not a curated record.
UCCAAUUAGAAGCCUCCGUUUCUGUUUUCAUUCUCUUCACCUGUUUCAAACUGAUAACAUGAUUCGAGAAGCCCCCAUCUUCUCAGUAAGGUCUUCCAAUUCAGAUUCAAUAGAACGAGCUUUCCAGAUUCUAGACCAAAUUCCUGGUAGAGCAACAAGUGCAUACAGCCACAGUCAGGGCAUCAAAGGAUUACGUGAUACAAUUGCAUUUGGUAUCAAAGCUCAUGAUGGAUUCCCUGCUGAUCCAAAUGAUAUUUUCUUGACUGAUGGUGCAAGCCCUGCAGUUCCUUAUUAUCUUGAUGAGGAAACAGGAUGGGGAUUUGAGGUCUUAAAGCUUGAGAAUCAGCUGAAAACUGCAAAAUCCAAGGGUAUUAACAUUAGGGCUUUGUUUGUGAUCAAUCUAGGCAAUCCAACUAGGCAGGUUCUUGUUGAGGCCAACCAACGAGAAAUUGUGGAAUUAUGCAAGAAAGAAGGCCUUGUUCUUCUGGGAGAUGAAGUGUAUCAAGAAAAUGUUUAUGUGCCUGAGAAGCAGUUCCACUCAUUUAAGAAAGUUGUGUGCUCCAUCUGACUUGGAGAAAAGGACAUCUCUUUAGUUUCUUCCCAGUCUGUGUCAAAAGCUAGAUAUUACUUCCUCAAUCCAUCCCUCUUGUUGGUUGUCUUAUCUCUUUCGUUUGUCUACAUUAUCACUUGUCAAAUGAGAGUAAUUUAGCUUUUUCUUUUCUAUACCCAUUAUUAUGGAAGAAAAAAUCGCCUUGAGAUAAACAUUAGCUAUUUUCAGCUUACCUUGACAUCUCUUAUUUUUUAAAAAUCUUUUUUUUUAGAAGAAUAACAAAUAUAUUAGCUUGAUGAAUGAUAUGAUACUUCAAUAAACGAUAAAAAAGUUUAAAAGAGUAGUAUAACUCUUAAACAUGGAAGACUUCUUACAUAUGGUGCUUGUUUUCUAUAAGAGGGUUGCCUCUACUAUCUGUUGCUUUAGUUUCAACUGUAAUUGAUGAAUACAUCACUUUUUAAUGAUGCUGGAUCAACACGUACACCUAUGUAUAUUGAUUUGUGAAAAUGAUAGCAACAAAUUGAACAUCUAAAGAAUAGAGUUGUUUCAUGCUAUUUAAAAAUUUAUGUAACCUUUUUUUUUUUUUUUUAAGUUUGUCAAUUUCUCAGU